Molecule: messenger RNA, 2543 nt
Organism: Orycteropus afer afer
Lineage: Eukaryota; Metazoa; Chordata; Mammalia; Tubulidentata; Orycteropodidae
Gene: ERLEC1
Product: endoplasmic reticulum lectin 1
Biological process (GO): retrograde protein transport, ER to cytosol; endoplasmic reticulum unfolded protein response
Cellular component (GO): endoplasmic reticulum lumen
Source: RefSeq, a predicted model, not a curated record
CCGAAGCCAGACGUCCUGUGACCCGGAUGUUGAUAUGCCACCUGCCCCGGAAACGGUGGCGAGAGGCCUACGGGGACCGAGGUGGUGUUGCCCGGCUCUCCGGAAGGAGACGUGGCGGCGGUUGGGCCCCCGGCUCCGUUUGCUCUUUGUAGCCCCGCCGCCUCCUCCUCCUCCUCCUCCUUCUCCUCCUCCUCUCUGUGGACAGAGGAGGUUGUGGCGGCAGCUGGAGAAAGCAGCGGCGGAGGAUGGAGGAAGGAGGCGGCGGUGCGCGGAGCCUGAUACCCGGCGGGCCGGUGUUACUAGUCCUCUGCGGUCUCCUAGAGGCGUCCGGCGGCGGCCGAGCGCUCCCCCCGCUCAGCGAUGACAUCCCUUUCCGAGUCAAUUGGCCUGGCACCGAGUUCUCUCUGCCCACAACUGGAGUUUUGUAUAAAGAAGAUAAUUAUGUCAUCAUGACAACUGCACAUAAAGAAAAAUAUAAAUGUAUACUUCCCCUUGUAACAGGUGGAGAUGAGGAAGAAGAAAAGGAUUAUAAAGGACCUAAUCCAAGAGAACUUUUGGAACCACUAUUUAAACAAAGCAGUUGUUCCUACAGAAUUGAAUCAUAUUGGACUUACGAAGUAUGUCAUGGAAAACACAUUCGGCAGUACCAUGAAGAAAAGGAAACUGGUCAGAAAGUAAAUAUUCACGAGUACUACCUUGGAAAUAUAUUGGCUAAGAACCUUCUCUCUGAAAAAGAACAAGAAGCAGAGGAAAAAUCAAAAGAGAUUCCCACCAAAAAUAUUGAAGGGCAGAUGACACCCUACUAUCCUGUGGGAAUGGGAAAUGGCACACCUUGUAGUUUGAAACAGAACCGGCCCAGAUCAAGUACUGUGAUGUAUAUAUGUCAUCCUGAAUCAAAGCAUGAAAUUCUUUCAGUAGCUGAAGUUACAACUUGUGAAUAUGAAGUGGUCAUUUUGACACCACUUUUGUGCAGUCAUCCUAAAUAUAGGUUCAGAGCAUCUCCUGUGAAUGACAUAUUUUGCCAAUCACUGCCAGGAUCACCAUUUAAGCCCCUCACCCUGAGACAGUUGGAACAGCAGGAAGAAAUACUAAGGGUGCCUUUUAGAAGAAAUAAAGAGGAAGAUUUACAAUCAACUAAAGAAGAGAGAUUUCCAGCAAUCCACAAACCCAUUGCUAUUGGCUCUCAGCCAGUGCUUACUGUUGGAACAACCCACAUAUCCAAACUGACAGACGACCAACUCAUAAAAGAGUUCCUUAGUGGUUCUUACUGCUUUCAUGGGGGUGUUGGUUGGUGGAAAUAUGAAUUCUGCUAUGGCAAACAUGUGCAUCAAUACCAUGAGGACAAGGAUAGUGGGAAAACCUCUGUGGUUGUGGGAACAUGGAACCAAGAAGAGCAUAUUGAGUGGGCUAAGAAGAACACUGCUAGAGCCUAUCAUCUUCAAGACGAUGGUACCCAGACAGUCAGGAUGGUGUCUCAUUUUUAUGGGAAUGGAGAUAUUUGUGAUAUAACUGACAAACCAAGACAGGUGACUGUAAAACUAAAGUGUAAAGAAUCAGACUCUCCUCAUGCUGUUACUGUAUAUAUGCUAGAGCCUCAUUCUUGUCAGUAUAUUCUCGGGGUUGAAUCUCCAGUGAUCUGCAAAAUAUUGGAUACAGCAGAUGAAAAUGGACUUCUUUCUCUCCCCAACUAAAGGGUAAUAAAGUUGAGGGAAAGAUAAGAUUAUUGGAAGUCAUGGUGAUUUCUUUCUUCAGUGACCAUGUGUCUCGUUGUAGAGUUCUCAGCCAUUGGACUUCAUCUAAAAGAUUGUAUAAAAGGACUCUUAACCACUGUGUGAAUAUCUAUGUGUAUAUAAGAGCUUAUUGAUAAACUUCUAAGGCAGAUACUUGUCUCACUUUUUCAUUUUUGUUGUGUCUUAUGAAAUGACCCUAUGUUUUUUAUUUUCUUGGAUACUGUGAUUCCAAAAUAAAUCUUGUCCAAGCAAUUUAGAAUAUAGCCUAAUCAAAUGUAAUCACCUUUGUACCUACUGAAAGUUUUUAAAUAGCAGACUUAUUAUGUAAAUUAUAGUAUAUAUAACUAGUCAGUAAAGUAAAGAUAAUGAAUGAUAGAACUGAAUGAAAGGUUGUUUAAAUGAGAGAUCAUGUAAAAUAUGUAAACACUAGUGCCUGAAAUCCUUUCAACAAAUUUUUAUGUAGCAGCUCUCUCCUGGGCAUUAAACUACACACUGGGCACACAGUAGACCCUUACAUGUUAAGUUUUCUUCCCUUCAUUCACCUCUGUUAAUCUCAAGAAAUUAUUGCUUCUCUAGGUUGCUUCUCUCACAGAAUUUUAUUUAUUCUUUCCCCUUAGUAUUUUCCUUUUCCCACAGUAUGUACCUGGUAUAGACAGUCUUCUCUCUGAUUUAACAAAACACAUUGUACUGACUCUCUGUUGUCCUUGCCCACUGAAUGCCACAGGUUUUAGUUCUGGAUAAUUGUUCAGCAUAAUGGUUAUUUUGAAAGUGAAUAAAAUGUCUUCAAGCAGUGUUGUUACAUAGUCAGUGGCA